Messenger RNA from Saccostrea cuccullata (small rock oyster), 3554 nucleotides. Its product is annotated as zinc finger protein 493-like. The record is from RefSeq and is a predicted model, not a curated record. Gene Ontology annotation, molecular function: RNA polymerase II cis-regulatory region sequence-specific DNA binding; DNA-binding transcription factor activity, RNA polymerase II-specific. Gene Ontology annotation, biological process: regulation of transcription by RNA polymerase II. Lineage: Eukaryota; Metazoa; Mollusca; Bivalvia; Ostreida; Ostreidae. The transcript has 2 exons.
AGACAACUUUUUCAACCAUUAUUCGGAAUGAUGCUGAAAAAAGCAUUCCUUUUAACAGUCAAUCAAUGGAAUUAGAAAGACACAUCGAUACCCAUCAAUGUAAUAUCUGCAGGAAAAAUUUUAACAAAUCCGAUACCUUACAGAUACACAUGAGGAGAGUACAUAUAGAUUUUAAACCUUAUAAAUGUGGAAUGUGCCAGAAAGCUUUUUGUGAAAAAGGAGGUUUGAAUAGACACCUUGAGACACAUACAGACGAUAAACAGAAUAAGUGUAAUGUUUGUGGGAAUGUAUUUCACAAUACAGGAGACUUGUGCAAACAUAUAGAUAUGCAUGACUGUGAUAAACCUUAUAAAUGUGAUAUGUGUGGAAUGUCUUUAUCAGGAAAAUUACAGAGACACAUGAAGAUUCAUACCGACGAGAAACAUUUUAAAUGUGAUAUUUGUCAGAGAAGGUUCAGAGAAAAAUCAGAUUUAAAGGUACAUUUAAGAACACAUACAGAUGAAAACACACGUAAUUAUAAAACUUAUGAGUGUGGUGUGUGUGGUAGGUUUGUAAUAGGCCACCUACAGAGACAUAUGAAGGCACAUACCGGUGAAAAAUCUUCUAAAAGUGAUGUAUGUCAGAAAUUGUUGAAAGAAAAAUCAGCUUCAAAUCGACAAAUGAUCAGACACACAGGUGAAAACCCACAUAAAAACCGUGUUUCUGAUCAAUUUCCUGCUCAAACUUCUGAUGUUUCAAAACACCCAAUGAUACUUAGAGGUGUCAGAAGUUUCAAGUAUAAUGACACAUGCAUAAAGUCGGGCACCCUAGGGAAACCAAACAGAAGAUUUCUUGGAGAAGCACCAGAUAAGAAUGACAUGCAUGGAAAUGUAAAUCUUAAGUCAAGGUAUGAACUGAGACAUAAGAAAAAGGACACGGGGGAAAAACCUCAUGCAUGUGAUAAGGGUGAAAAACCAUUAGUUGAAAAUGAACACCAAAUGACACAAGAUUGUAAAACACAUUCUGACGGCUGUUUGAAACAAUCAAAGAGGCGCAUGGAUAAUAACCCUGCUGAAUGUGGGAAGGCAUUCAACUCAUCAGGAGGGUUUAAUAUACAAAUAAAGAAAAAGGCUGGAUACAAACCUUGUAAAAGUAAUGCUUGUGGUAAGACUCCAACACAAUCAAAAAACUCACAAGGAAACAUAAGGGUACAUAGAGAAACGGAAGAUGCAUAUAAAUUGUGUCAAUCUGAUAGGUGUGGAAAAGCAUCCAGUGACUUGGGUUCAGUAAAGACGCUCAUUAGAACAAAGAAAGGUGAUAACCUUCAUCAAAGUAAAGUUUGUGGAGAGCUAUUCCAGCAGAGACACAAAGUAGCACAUACAUAUACUGUUGAAAAACCUGAGGAAUGUGAUGUGUGUGGAAAAACAUUUAACCAUUCACGUAAUUUGCGGAGACACAAGGGAACACAUACAGGUCAGACAACUUUAAUUUGUGAUAUUUGUGGGAAAGUAUUCUAUCGAUCGGAUUACUUGCAGGCACACAUAAGGACACAUACUGGUGAAAAACCUUGUAAGUGUGAUGUAUGUGGAAAGACUUUUAUCGACUGCCGUUAUUUAAAGCAACACAUGUUGAUACAUACAGGUGGUAAACCUUAUAAAUGUGAUGUAUGUGGGAAGACAUUCAACCGAAAAUUUAGCCUACAGACACAUACGAGGACUCACACAGGUGAUAAACCAUAUAAAUGUGAUGUUUGUGGAAAGGCUUUCAAACAGUCAGGUACCUUACAGAGACACAUAAGGACACAUACAGGUGAUCAACCUUAUAAAUGUUAUGUAUGUGGGAAGGCAUUCAAACAGUCAGGUACCUUACAGAGACACGUGACGACACAUACAGGUGAUAAACCUUAUAAAUGUGAUGUUUGUGGAAAGGCUUUCAACCAUUCAAGUUAUUUAAAGAAACACACGAGGAUACAUAAAGGUGACAAACCGUACACACAAUCAAAAGACUUAAAUACAUGCCAUGUGUGUGGAAAGACAUGUAAGAGAUCAAGUAACUUACAGACACACAUGAGGGUACAUAUCAGUGAAGGUGACCUGAGUGGGAAGACAUUUCAGCAGUCCAGAAAUGUUCCGAGACACAGAAUAAUACAUACUGGUGUUAAACCUUAUGAAUGUGAUGUGUGUGGAAAAACAUUUACCCAUUCAGGUAAUUUGCAGAGACACAAGUGGACACAUACAGGUCAGACAGCCUUUAUAUGUGAUGUUUGUGGGAAAACAUUCUAUCGAUCGGAUUACUUGCAGACACACAUGAGGACACAUACUGGUGAAAAACCUUUUGAAUGCGAUGUAUGUGGGAAAGCUUUUACCAACUGCCGUUAUUUAAAGCAACACAUGAUGAUACAUACAGGUGGUAAAGCUUAUAAAUGUGAUGUAUGUGGAAAGGCAUUCAACCGAAAAUUUAACUUACAGUCACACAUGAGGAUACACACAGGUGAAAAACCAUUUAAAUGUGAUGUUUGUGGAAAAGCUUUCAGCCAGUCAAGUGAAUUAAAGGAACACAUAAGGACACAUACAGGUGAAAAACCUUAUAUUUGUGAUGUUUGUGAAAAGGCAUUCAACCGCUCAAGUCACUUACAGAGACACAUGAGGAUACACACAAAAGAUAUACCUUAUAAAUGUCAUGUUUGCGGAAUUGCAUUCAAACAGUCAAAAGACUUAAAGAAACACAUGAGGACACACACAGCUAACAAACCGUAUACAUGCCCUGUGUGUGGAAAGACAUGUAAGAGAUCAAGUAACUUACAGACACACAUGAGGGUACACAGCACUGAAGGUGAUCUGAGUGGAAAGACAUUUCAGCAGUCCAGACAUAUUCAGAGACACAGAAUAAUACAUACUGGUGUUAAACCUUAUGUAUGUGAUGUGUGUGGAAAAACAUUUAACCAUUCAGGUAAUUUGCAGAGACAUAAGGCGACACAUAGAGAUACAACAGCCUUUAUAUGUGAUGUUUGUGGGAAAACAUUCAAUCGAUCUGAUUACUUGCAGACACACAUGAGGACACAUACUGGUGAAAAACCUUUUAAAUGCGAUGUAUGUGGGAAGGCUUUUACCGACUGCCGUUAUUUAAAGCAACACAUGAUGAUACAUACAGGUGGUAAAGCUUAUAAAUGUGAUGUAUGUGGAAAGGCAUUCAACCGAAAAUUUAACUUACAGUUACACAUGAGGACACACACAGGUGAAAAACCGUUUAAAUGUGAUGUUUGUGGAAAGGCGUUCAGCCAGUCAAGUGAAUUAAACGAACACAUGAGGACACAUACAGGUGAAAAACCUUAUAAAUGUGAUGUUUGUGGAAAGGCAUUCCACCGAUCAAGUCACUUACAGAGACACAUGAAGAUACACAGGGGUGAAAAACCUUAUUAAAGUGAAGUAUGCGGAAAGGCAUUGAAACAGUCAGGUGGCUUAAAGAAACACACUAGGACACAUACAGGUUACAAACCUUAUACAUGUCCUGUGUGUGGAAAAACAUGUAAGAGAUCAAGGAAUUUACAGACACACAUGAGGAUUCUCAGUAGGUGA